Messenger RNA from Homarus americanus (American lobster), 486 nucleotides. Its product is annotated as alpha-amylase-like. Bases 1 to 486 code for a protein of 161 amino acids. The transcript has 2 exons. The record is from RefSeq and is a predicted model, not a curated record. NCBI's taxonomy places the organism in Eukaryota, Metazoa, Arthropoda, Malacostraca, Decapoda, Nephropidae.
AUGACAGCUACAUCACCUGUUACCUGUUGCCUCGAGAUUAAUGAGUGCAGGAGUUACAGAGUUUAUCCCCGUGUACCAUCUGUUGUACCAUCUGUUGUACCAUCUGGUGUACGGUCUGGUGUACCAUCUGUUGUACCGUCUGUUGUACCAUCUGGUGUACCAUCUGUUGUACCAUCUGUUGUACCAUCUGUUGUACCAUCUGUUGUACCAUCUGUUGUACCAUCUAUUGUACCGUCUGUUGUACCAUCUGUUGUACCAUCUGUUGUACCAUCUGUUGUACCAUCUGGUGUACCAUCUGUUGUACCAUCUGGUGUACCAUCUGUUGUACCGUCUGUUGUACCAUCUGUUGUACCAUCUGUUGUACCAUCUGUUGUACCAUCUGGUGUACCAUCUGUUGUACCAUCUGGUGUACGGUCUGGUGUACGGUCUGGUGUACCGUCUGGGACAAAAUUCACUCCCCGUGGUGAACCUGAGUCAAGGGAAUGA